AAUUGAGGAAGAAAUACCAAAAAGUUCUUGCGGUGCACGGUUUGCGCCACGUAUACAACACAUCUGGCUCGAGCGCAGGCCAACAUUCGUACGCCAGAAGAGCUUCGCUAAUUCACCCAACCCCCUACGCGUAGAAAGCCUCCAGUUUUGUCCUUGAGGGGAAUAUCUGAACAAUCGAAGAAAUUUUUGGGAAUUGGUAGAUUCAGCUCUGGGCUGAUCCAUUUUUCGGGAAAGAAAACGAUAAACGUCUUCAACUAUCGUAGUUGAGGAGAAAACCUAUUACAUGAAUCUACCGCUGAAUUGCGAGCAAAUAGUUAUGCUUGGCGAUUUGAUAGUUCGCAGAAAUUAUUUACUUACUGGGUUUUUAUUUUCUUCAAUCGCAUAUUUUUGCAGUAUAAUCUCUGAGAGAGAGAGGAUGCAUUGUUGAUAGGUUUCCAGUUCGAUAAUUGCCUGGGCAUCUACAAAUAUGUAGCAUUUCUGAGUCCAGCUAGUGAUUCAGUUCAAUGGAUGAAGAGGAAGAGGAUAGGGUUUUACUGAGCACCUUAGGUGUCACAUCUGCGAACCCGGAAGACAUUGAGCGCAACAUAUUAGAGAAGGCAAGAAAGGACGCAGGGGACUAUAAUGAGGCUUCUGGAGCUAGAGAGGAGGAAACUGUUGGUCGAACAAAGAGCACGGAAACAUCUUCCUCUAGUAAUGAGAACUUAGUUAACAAAUUGAGGGCAGUUCAAGUUGAAAUAGAUGCUGUCACAUCUGCUGUGGAACAGCUAGAGAACUUCAAGAGAGACGAAGAUCAUCUUCCUGAUGGCGAUGACGAAAUAGAGCAGGGAAAUGCAGAGGCAGAAAGAAAUAUUCUUCAGGCAUCUUCAAAUGACUUGACGCUUCAGCAUGCUCUUGCUGUUGAUCGAUUACAAAGCCUGAUAAAAACAAGGGCACAGCUUGAGAAAGAAAUUUCAGAUUCUCCUAGGAACAGCCAGCAUGAUAGGUUUUUGAGAAAUCUUGUAAAGGAAGAGCCUAGAUCCAAGCGAUGGUUGAAAGAAGUUGAAAAAACAAGUCAGAAUCAAAAGAAACGGCUUAAAAGAGUUUCAUUCAGUGAAGAUGAUGAUUUUGAUGCUGUUCUAAAUGCAGCAUCGGCAGGAUUUGUGGAAACAGAAAGGGAUGAGUUAGUUCGAAAAGGAAUUUUGACUCCCUUUCACAAGCUUAAAGGUUAUGAACGUCGUAUUCAAGAACCAGGUUCAUCUAGUAGGCAUGUGGCAUCUGAAGAUGCAGUGGAAAAUAAUGAUCUCGCUUCAUCGAGCAUAGCUAGAGCUGUUCAGUUAAUUUCUGAGGCUUCACAAGCACGCCCCACAACGAAGAUGCUUGAUCCUGAAUCAGUACCAAAACUUGAUGCACCCAGCAUCCCGUUUAGAAGACUAAGAAAGUCCUAUAAGGUUCCUCGGUCCCUUGAACUGGAAUCUGAGAAGGGGAAAGAUACCAAGAGAAAGAAGAGAAGGCCUCAACCCGGGAAGAAGUGGAGGAAGUUGGUUUCUCGUGAGGAAAAAUUCCAGGAGGAACUCGAUGGGAAGACCUCCAGCAAUGAAGAUGAUAGUCUCGAAGACGUAGAAGAUGUCGAUGACGAAGGGCCUCCCUUUUUGACUCUUGAGGGGGGUUUAAAAAUCCCAGAAACAAUUUUUAGCAAUCUUUUUGACUACCAGAAGGUUGGUGUUCAAUGGUUAUGGGAACUUCAUUGUCAAAGAGCUGGUGGAAUCAUUGGAGAUGAGAUGGGUCUUGGUAAAACUGUGCAGAUUUUAGCUUUCCUUGGAUCAUUGCAUUUCAGUGGUAUGUACAAGCCAAGCAUCAUUAUUUGUCCAGUCACACUUUUGCGGCAGUGGAGGCGAGAAGCUAGAAAAUGGUACCCUGGGUUUCAUGUCGAGUUAUUACAUGAUUCUGCUCAGGAAAUACCCAUUAGAAAAAAGCGAUCAAGAUCCAAUGACAGUGAUUGUGAUAGCGAAGAUUCUACUAAUAGUGGUUCUGAAGAAAAAUCAUCAUCCAAAAAUACCAAAAAGUGGGAUUCUUUGAUAAAUCGAGUUUUGAGAUCGGAAUCUGGACUGCUAAUAACCACGUACGAGCAACUUCGUCUCCAAGGUGACAAAUUGCUUGAUAUUGAGUGGGGAUAUGCAGUUUUAGAUGAAGGACAUCGCAUUCGUAAUCCAAAUGCUGAAGUCACUCUUGUUUGCAAGCAGCUACAGACUGUUCACCGCAUAAUAAUGACCGGUUCACCAAUUCAGAAUAAGCUGUCUGAAUUGUGGUCUUUAUUUGAUUUUGUAUUUCCUGGAAAGUUGGGAGUCCUGCCUGUAUUUGAGGCUGAAUUUGCAGUUCCAAUAUCUGUUGGUGGUUAUGCUAAUGCAACUCCUCUUCAAGUCUCUACUGCUUACAGGUGUGCUGUUGUCCUACGUGACUUGAUCAUGCCUUACCUUCUUCGACGAAUGAAGGCGGAUGUAGAUGCUCAACUUCCAAAAAAGACUGAACAUGUCCUUUUCUGCAGCCUUACGCCAGAGCAGCGAUCUUUGUACCGUGCAUUUCUUGCUAGCUCAGAGGUUGAACAGAUUUUCGAUGGUAGCAGAAACUCCCUCUACGGAAUUGAUGUGAUGCGUAAAAUUUGCAACCAUCCCGAUCUUCUUGAGAGAGAGCAUUCUCAUGGGAAUCCAGAUUAUGGAAACCCCAAACGCAGUGGAAAAAUGAAAGUUGUUGCUGAAGUGCUUAAUGUGUGGAAGGAGCAGGGACACCGUGUUCUUCUUUUUGCACAAACACAACAAAUGCUUGAUAUUAUUGAGAAUUUUCUUAUUGCUGGUGGCUAUAAUUACAGGAGAAUGGAUGGUCUGACUCCCGUCAAACAAAGAAUGGCUCUGAUAGAUGAAUUUAACAAUUUAGAUGAUGUAUUCAUUUUUAUUUUGACAACGAAGGUUGGUGGCCUGGGAACAAAUUUAACUGGUGCUAACAGAGUGAUCAUUUUUGACCCUGACUGGAAUCCCUCUACCGAUAUGCAGGCUCGAGAACGUGCUUGGCGUAUUGGUCAGAAGAAGGAUGUAACUGUUUAUAGAUUGAUUACCCGUGGAACCAUUGAAGAGAAGGUUUAUCAGAGACAGAUAUAUAAGCAUUUCCUUACCAAUAAGAUAUUGAAAAAUCCGCAGCAGAGAAGAUUCUUCAAAGCCCGUGAUAUGAAGGAUCUUUUCACACUGAAUGACGAUGGUGAUGGUGGCUCUACUGAAACAUCUAGUAUAUUCAGCCAGGUAUCUGAAGAAGUGAAUGUUGUUGGAGCUUGCAAAGAUGAGCAGGAUGAAUCGAAAGUCAUGAAGCCUGGCAGGUUAGUUACUGGUGGUUCUGCAACUGAUGCAGGAUGUAAUUUGGUGAAUAAAAAUAUGGACGAAGAAAAAGUGAAUCACGGUGAUAAGAAGGCGGAUGAAGAAACAAGCUUUUUGCAGUCUCUCUUCGAUGCCCAUGGGAUUCAUAGUGCUGUGAACCAUGAUGCCAUCAUGAAUGCUCAUGAUGAAGAUAAGAUAAAACUUGAGGAGCAUGCCUCUAGAGUUGCACAGAGAGCUGCUGAAGCCUUGCGGCAGUCACGAAUUCUUCGAAGCCAAGAAAGUAUAACUGUUCCAACCUGGACGGGCAAAUCAGGAACUGCUGGUGCACCGUCAUCCUUGAGAAGGAAAUUUGGCUCGACAAUUAAUUCUCAAUUGGUGAGUACUUCACGACCACUAGAAGAAGUUCAAAAUAAUGAGACCAGCAGGCCAAAUAGCUUUGCUGCUGGGGCAUCUUCUGGCAAAGCAUUAUCUUCAGCAGAGUUGCUUGCUAGGAUAAAAGGAAACCAACAAAGAGCUGUUAGUGAUGGACUUGAGCAUCAGUUUGUCUUGGGUGCACCCUCGACUGCGGGAGAACGAUCUGCCGUUAAUGGGCAUUCUAAAUCAUCUAGUAGCUCAGGGGUACAGCCAGAACUUCUGAUUCGUCAAAUCUGUACAUUUAUUCAGCGUAGAGGGGGAAGCACAAGUUCAGCCAGCAUAGUGGAUCACUUCAAGGAAAGGAUACCUUCUAAAGAUUUGCCUUUGUUUAAGAAUCUUUUGAAGGAGAUAGCUACAUUGGAGAAAAGCCCGGAUGGAUCCUCCUGGAUUCUGAAGCCAGAAUACCGAGAUCAAUGAUGUAUUUUGAGUUCUUAUUCUUCUGAACAAUUAUUUCGUAGGGAAUCCAGGGACUACGGGACCUUACCCGUCCUUUAUUGGUUAGAUCACACACUCUUUUGAAGACUGUUAUUUUUGUCUGUGGCUGCGGCCCGACUAUAGAGUCUCUUUAGUUCAGAUGAAAGACUCGACUAUUUUGAUGUACAUGGCACAUGUUUUUUAUACAGCAUUGGAGAAAGCUGUUAUUUUGCAUGUUAAAGUUCCAAUAUAUGUCUUUGUGUGUGGAAA
Molecule: messenger RNA, 4436 nt
Organism: Sesamum indicum (sesame)
Lineage: Eukaryota; Viridiplantae; Streptophyta; Magnoliopsida; Lamiales; Pedaliaceae
Source: RefSeq, a predicted model, not a curated record